GCUCAAGAGGUCUAUACUUUUCUUAGUUUCUUCCACCUGGGUGCUUCUUUAUUUUCACAUUUGAUCUGUUCUAAUUAUGAUCUAUGGCUGCACCAAAGGGUAAAAUUUCUACCUAUACAAGUGGUCAACAAGAAAUGGAUCUAAAUCUCUCACUUGGUGGCUCUUUUAAUUGUGAAAAACCUAAUGAAAUUUCAAUGCCUCAACCGUUUUCACAAAUUAGGGCAUCAGCGGCCAACAAUCCUGCCUUUCAGCGAGAUAUUGAGAUUGUAAGAUCUGAUUUGCAUAACAAAUUAGAAGGUACGUCUAAAAUUUAUGAAAAUGAGGAACCUGCUAUCAAAUUCAAUACGGAAAAAGGCAAGUCAAUUGUAUUUCCAGAAAGUAAUGACAAAAAACCAUUGAAGAAUGUUAAGAAUUCUCAUAAUGUCAUAUCAAUGGAUACAAGUGACCUACUAAGGAUUAUUCCUUCUGUGACAACUUCAGCUUUCAAGAUGAAAGAUUUAGGAGAAUUAAAAAUUUUCCUUGGUAUUGAGUUUGCAAGAUCUGACAAAGGAAUACUGAUGCAUCAGAGAAGAUAUGUAUUAGAGCUAUUGGCUGAUUUGAGGUUAGGAGCAGUGAAGCCAGCUGGAGCUCCCAUGGACUAUAACCUGAAACUCACCUCAAGACAGUUUGAUGAACAUGUCAAGCACAUGAAAUCAAGUGAUGAUCCUCCUACUGACCAAAGGGCAUAG
Molecule: messenger RNA, 728 nt
Organism: Solanum stenotomum
Lineage: Eukaryota; Viridiplantae; Streptophyta; Magnoliopsida; Solanales; Solanaceae
Exons: 4
Coding region: 84-728 (214 amino acids)
Source: RefSeq, a predicted model, not a curated record